Messenger RNA from Parastagonospora nodorum SN15, 1047 nucleotides. RefSeq lists its product as hypothetical. Gene Ontology annotation, molecular function: hydrolase activity; carboxy-lyase activity. Gene Ontology annotation, cellular component: cytosol; cytoplasm. Gene Ontology annotation, biological process: secondary metabolic process. The record is from RefSeq and is a predicted model, not a curated record. The transcript has a single exon. The coding region runs from base 1 to 1047 and encodes 348 amino acids. NCBI's taxonomy places the organism in Eukaryota, Fungi, Ascomycota, Dothideomycetes, Pleosporales, Phaeosphaeriaceae.
AUGCGUAUUUUGUACUUCACCACUCUUACGGCGAUCGCUGUUGGCGGCAGCGCCAGUCCAACCCCACCAUCGCCCCCCAAAAAUUGCUACCUCCCCAAGCGACUCAUCGGACUUGAGGAACAUGUUGUUUCGCCCUCUCUUGAAGCCGAAGUCGUCGCAUCUGGUAUUGCUAAUCGAAGUGCGCCUGGUAUACUCGACAAGCUGAAAGAUGUAGGUGCUGGUCGUAUCACCGCCAUGGACACUGGCAUGCUGUCGCUUAUGGUGCUUUCCCAGCAGUCUGCGUCCGGUCUGGAUAACGUCGAAGGCUGUCGCAAAGCAAACGAUGAUGUCGCGUCUGCCAUCGCGGCGUACCCAAAGCGAUACGCUGGUUUUGCCAACAUCCCCAUGGCUCUUCCCGAAGACGCAGCCGCAGAACUUCAACGCGCCGUUGCAAAGCUUGGCUUCAAGGGCGCUAUGAUCUGGAACCAUCUCAAAGACGGCAGUUACUACGACUCAGCGCGCUUUGACCCGGUUUUCGCCAUGGCCGAGAAACUUGAUGUUCCAAUUUACCUCCAUCCUGCUGCUCCUACGGCCGAACUAGCUUCGAAAUUGUACGCUGGAAACUAUCCCGCUACAAGAGCAGGGCGACUGGGCACCAACUCAUGGGGCUGGCAUGUCGAUGUUGGAACACAUGUGUUACGGCUGUACGGCGCUGGCCUUUUCGAUCGCUUUCCGAAGCUCAAGCUCAUCAUUGGGCACAAUGGAGAAGACCUACCCAUGUUCAUCGAUCGAAUCGACUCGACGGGACUGAGGAACGAUACGACUUUCGAUCGCGUCUGGAACACCAAUAUCUGGACUACCACGAGUGCUUUCUUUACCGUGCGCGCGUUCCAGCAGCUGAGACAAGUGACUUCCAUCGAAAGGAUCAUGUACUCCGUGGACUAUCCCUUCAGCAGCAUGAGCGACGGAUGGAAAUUCAUAGAGCAACUAGCCGAGAACAAGGUUUUGAGAAAUGAUGAGAUGGACAUGUUUGCAUACAAGAAUGCAGAAAGGCUCCUGAAGCUUUGA